AUGGCUAACAAGCAUGCCGACGUGUACCCUGCUGACUUCAUCAAAUCUGGCAACGAGUUGACGCAUCUUGGCGAAGGACAAUCCAAGCCUGCUCUGAUUAUAUUGAACCAGCCCAUAGCAGACACAAGGAUACUAAGUCGUUUGUGGAGUCAUACCAGCUAUCGACUUUGCGCGGAUGGUGGUGCCAAUCAACUUUACGACCUUUUCAACCACAACGAUCCGUCCCAGCUCGAUCAAUACCUACCCAAUAUUAUCCAUGGUGAUCUCGAUUCUCUCCGGAGAGAUGUCAAAGACUACUACAAGGGAUGCAACGUAGACGUCACAGAAGAUCCGGACCAGUACAGCACAGAUUUUGGCAAGGCCAUAAAACAAGUGCUGAGAGAGCAACCCUGGCAGAGAAACUUUCUUGUCCUGGGCACCAUUGCAGGACGUCUUGACCAGGGCAUUGGCCUGUUAUCAGAGAUGCAUCGGGAGCAACAUUCGGAACAGCAUCCAAAUAUUCGGUUUUGGUUGUUUUCCGAAUCGAGCAUCUCCUUCACUCUCGCACCUGGAACGACGACCAUCCAUACCCCACUGGCCGAGAAGGUUAUCACACCAAACAUCGGUGUCUUGCCUAUAUUCGGACCCGCGCAUAUAUCAACGAAUGGACUGGAGUGGGAUGUCCAGGACUGGCACACGCAGAUGGGUGGACAGGUUAGCACCAGCAACCACAUUGUCGAGGACCAGGUCACCAUUUCGACCGACGCGGAAGUACUCUUUACCGUAGAACGCCGGAAAAGCGUGGCAGGAUAG
This is a messenger RNA of Aureobasidium namibiae CBS 147.97, 792 nucleotides long. RefSeq names its product thiamine pyrophosphokinase. The record is from RefSeq and is a predicted model, not a curated record. Lineage: Eukaryota; Fungi; Ascomycota; Dothideomycetes; Dothideales; Saccotheciaceae. Bases 1 to 792 code for a protein of 263 amino acids. Gene Ontology annotation, biological process: thiamine metabolic process; thiamine diphosphate biosynthetic process. The transcript has 2 exons. Gene Ontology annotation, molecular function: ATP binding; thiamine binding; thiamine diphosphokinase activity.